AUGCUGCACCACCAACCUCAGAUCCUUUCUCCUCUGCCUGAGUUGAACUCGCAAUCGGCCGACCCAGCAAGCCUACGUGCUCGCAAGAUGACGGCCGGUGGGAACCGAUCAUGGUCUGACGAGGAAGAGACGUACCUCCUCCAGACACGCAUGCAGAAGAUGCCCUACAAGCAUAUUGCGGCCCACUUGAAAAAGACGGAGCUUGCGUGUCGCCUGCACUACCAUCAGCUCUCGCACGGCAGCCACCGCCGCAAGCGCAACUCUUCCAUUUCCUCGACUGCUUCUUGCAGCUCCAAUGGCACAUCUCCCGCCUACGUCGUGGCAGCAGAUCACGAUGCCUACUCUCAGUCAUCCCGCCACAGCUCUCCCAUGAGCUACAACGGCAGUCCUCAUGGCCACGUUGCUUCGAUCAACACCUCUCCCAGCCGGGCGCCACACAAGAUUCUCCUGCCCAAGCCUCGCACUCUUACCCCCCGUGCCUCUCCUGAGCCCUACAACGCUCUUCGUAUCAACACCGAGGUUGCCCAUCAGCCCAAGGUGGUUGACACGGACCGCCUCCGCGCCAUCUACGAAGCUCGCCGCCAGCAGUUCUGGGCGACCGUGGCCGCUGACUACGGCGCUGAUGUUUCACCUGCUCAGCUCGAGGAGAUUUGGCGCAACGGAUCCAGCGCCAUUCGCCCACCGACCCCUGAUGCCUCGCCUGACGGCAGCAUUAUGCACAACCCUGUGCUUAAGCCUUCUCCAUUCUCCUACUCGUCUACGAGCUAUAGCGAGUCCACGAAGCAUUAUAGCCCGACCAAUCCCAUGAACAUCAGCGCGAUAUCCGCGCCAGAUCGCCAGCCAUACAUGCUCCCAAGACCUGUUCCUUCAAACAAUGGCCGUCAACGAGCAGGCACGUGGAGCUCUGCCCCCCGCGACAACAUGCCCAUUGCUAGUCUCCUCAAUGACGAGAGGAAAUGA
Molecule: messenger RNA, 960 nt
Organism: Plenodomus lingam JN3
Lineage: Eukaryota; Fungi; Ascomycota; Dothideomycetes; Pleosporales; Leptosphaeriaceae
Source: RefSeq, a predicted model, not a curated record